AUGAGGCGGACCCGGCUGCGGCAGUACCCGGCGCUGCCCGUGUGCGUGGUGGAAGAUCACCAGCACGUCCUGCCGUAUAUAUACCGGGCUAUCGGCUCCAAGCACCUCCCGGCCAGCAACAUCAGCUUCAUGCACUUCGAUUCCCAUCCAGAUCUCCUCAUUCCUGUCAACAUGCCGGCAGAUACUGUAUUUGACAAGGAAGCUCUCUUCGGAGAGCUCAGCAUCGAGAACUGGAUCAUGCCCGUCGUCUACGCGGGUCACUUUUCUCAAGUCAUCUGGCUCCAUCCAACCUGGGCUCAGCAGAUCAGAGAAGGAAAACACCCCUUCUUAGUGGGGAAAAACAUUUCUACAACGACUCUCAGGGUGACAAGUCCGGAUCACUACUUCCUGAGUGACGGGCUCUACGUGGCCGAUGACCAGCUGGAGAACCCGAAGCUGCUCCGCCUGGAAGUGAUGGUGGUCGGGCCUUCUCCAGGGGCGCCCGGGGCUCCAGAGGAGAGGGCCGGCAGGGCGGCGCCCAAGAGACCCAAGCUGGACCUGGGUCCUGCUGCCGACCGCGCCACCUCCUCCCACUCCGGGGACUGCACCACUGCAGACCAUGCUUCCUCUUCCUCCGACUCCAGGGACUGCACCACUGCAGAUCAUGCUUCCGCCUCCUCUGGCCCCAGGGACUGCACCACUGAAGACCAUGCCUCCUCCUCCUCAUCCUCCUCUGGCUCCAGGGACAGCACCACUGCAGACCGCACCUCCUCUAGUACCAGGGACUGCAUCACUACAAACUGCACCUCCUCCUCCUCUGGCUCCAGGGACUGCACCUCCUCCUCCUCCAGCACCGCGAAUGGUGCCUUCUCCAAGGCUGGGAGCUGCCCCACUGCAGGUCUCACCUUCUCCGGCGCUGGCACCUCCACAGACGCUGCCUCCUCUGACAACUGCGCUGCUGUAGAGUGCCCCGCUGCAGCCUGCACCUCCUCUGGGGCCAGGGGCCUGCCUCGCAGCAGCUCAAAGGCAGCAGCGAGCAGGGAGGCCGCGCGGGUUGGGGGAGCUGCCGAGGAGGCCUCGGGAUCCCACCGCUGUCCAGGAAGGCCCAGGCGCGGGGCUGCAGACAUCGGUCAGGAGGUAGCGCACAUCCUCCAGGAGGGGGAUGCGUUCAUUUUAGACGUGGACUUGGAUUUUUUCUCGGUGAAGAAUCCCUUCAAGGAAAUGUACACAAAGGAAGAAUACAGGCUCUUACAAGAGCUGUACAACUUUAAGAAGCUGGAGGCGGGCGCAACAGAGGAGGACUUGGUAGAUUGCGUGGAAAAUCGGAUCCAGCAACUGGAAGAUUUAGAAGCUGCAUUUGCCGAUUUAUGCGAAGGUGAUGAUGAAGAGACUGUGCGAACUUGGGCGAAGAACCCCGGCAUGCAAUCACUAGUUCCACUUGUGCAGAGUUUGAAGAGCAGAAUGAGCCUCCCCGACUAUGAAAUGGUUCAUCAAGCUGGACUGACGUGUGAUUAUUCUGAGCCUCCUCACCACAUCAGAACUGAAGAGGAGAUUGAGGGUCUGGUCCAGUCUAUCUGGCAGUUACUGAAACAGUUACCCAAGCCGACCCUCGUGACUAUCGCUCGGUCGAGCUUAGAUGACUACUGCCCUCCUGAGCAAGUAGACACCAUCCAGGAGAAAGUCCUUAAUGCACUGUACUCCCUUUAUGCGGCCGUAGAGGUGCAUUUGGAAUAUUCAACCAACCCCUCUCCAGAUUCAGACCCAACCCCUCAAUCCCCCCCGGCCACCGCCAUACCUGUGGUCUGAGGACCCACGGCCCCCCUCCCUCCUCUCCCAAGCCCAAAAGCUCCUCGGGGAUGGGGGCCGAGGGGGGCAGGGAAUGUGUUGCUGAAGCCCGAGGGCUCAGUUUCUCCAUACUCACCAGCUCUGGUAGGUUUCCCCCUCUCCUUGCAGUCAGUAUACACGGUGCCUAAAUACACUUUCACUCUAAGGUCUGUAGGGGGCUGACCGGUGCCCUGCUGAUUUCUUGGUUGUGCUGCUCUCCUGCCAGGGUGGGGAGGAAGCUGGAGGAGGCAGUCCAUCGUGCUCUGCGCUGGCCAGACCCUCGCUGUGCCCAGGACCAGCAGGCCCCCGCCGCCCCUCGCGUCCAAGAGCCCAUUUCCCAUUAACGGAGGGCUGUGCUUGGGACCGUGGGAAAAUAGGAAGCCGGGACGGAUGCUCUGUGUUGGACUCUGCCCGGUUUAUUCCCCACACCAUGCUCAGUGCCUGCUACAGUGCGCUGCCCAUGGUAACGCUCACUAAAUACCAUUAUUGGUAUUGUUUUCCAACCCAAUUUUCUUGUAUUCACCCCAGUCCUUAGUACAGUGCCUGGCACACAGUAAGCACUUAAAUACUACAGGUAUUAUUAUUGGUAGUCAUGUGGCCAUAGACCUUUUCAGAUUUCAAACUUCUUGGUAUCUAGAACUUAACACUGGCCCCCAAUCACAUUUUGGCCUUCAAUUUUGGUUGUGGAGUAUCCCAACUGCCAUUACUGCCACGCCUGACUAGUGAAACCGGCUGAAUUCAUCAUAAUCGAUGGUGAUUGUUAGCAACAUUUAAUGAGGGCUUACCUUGAGCACUAGUAAGGGAAGAAAAAUGACUCACAUGGAUCCGUUUCCUCUUCUCAAUUUACCAAUGUUGUCGUUCUCACCUAUAAAUCGCUGUUUUUCAGAG
Tachyglossus aculeatus (Australian echidna) is the source of this 2691-nucleotide messenger RNA. It is a transcript of the gene CX3H5orf22, whose product is annotated as chromosome X3 C5orf22 homolog. Bases 1 to 1785 code for a protein of 594 amino acids. NCBI's taxonomy places the organism in Eukaryota, Metazoa, Chordata, Mammalia, Monotremata, Tachyglossidae. The record is from RefSeq and is a predicted model, not a curated record. The transcript has 9 exons.